GCGUUUUCUGCAGGCCAAGAACCUCACCAGAACCCAGGUGCCCUUGAAGAUCCAGCAGGCAGCGUGCUCCACCACGCAGAACAUGCAGUAUCUGAUCCAGUAUGCGCGUAACGCGUCGAGCUGGAAGAAGCAAGAAGCUGCGGACAAGUGCGAGGACGAAAACCCGGGUCACUACUACACGCCGACAGGCAAGUGCCUGCUCAAGCAGUGUUAUUGCACCAUCGAGCUUAGCGGGCGGACGGAAGGUACCCAAGGUGUCGACUGCCCCGAAAAUGGCAAGACCGACUGUGAGGGGUGUUGCACGACUCAGCAGAGAUCGUACUGUACAACCAAUGCAUGUUCCAGCGGCUUUAUCAUCAAGAAGGGUGCGGGGGAGCUCCUCUGCCAGCUUUCGACAUGCAACCCGACCUUCGACAACAGCAUGUGCUGCACAAAGGCGGACGUCGGCUCGAAGUUCCUGUUGACUUUCAAAGUCAGUUCCGAUGAUGACUGUGGAACAGACUCAGAUAUCUACGCGUGGCUGACGUAUCGGACCGGGAAAGGUGCGACGAAGUAUCUCAGCACAUCCAAAGACGACUUCAAGGCGGGUGAGCAGGAGUCCUUUGUCUACACCUUCGAAACGCCGCAGCAUCCGUUGGACAUCUGUGUCUGGAAUAAAGGGGAUGAUGAGCUGUGCCUGGACUGGGUGAAGAUUGCGAAUGAUGACUCCGACUCCCCGUUGCCUCUCGGGAAGACGUCGGGAUGGCCUUCCCUGAGCUCCGAUGAUGACCGGCCAAGCUCUUUGUGGUUUUUGGGGCCUUUUUUUGAUGGUUGA
Messenger RNA from Symbiodinium sp. CCMP2456, 814 nucleotides. The record is from the annotation of a GenBank genome assembly. NCBI's taxonomy places the organism in Eukaryota, Dinophyceae, Suessiales, Symbiodiniaceae.